Messenger RNA from Betta splendens (Siamese fighting fish), 2216 nucleotides. RefSeq names its product polymerase (DNA directed), lambda (gene poll). The transcript has 9 exons. Lineage: Eukaryota; Metazoa; Chordata; Actinopteri; Anabantiformes; Osphronemidae. Bases 93 to 1778 code for a protein of 561 amino acids. The record is from RefSeq and is a predicted model, not a curated record. Gene Ontology annotation, cellular component: nucleus. Gene Ontology annotation, biological process: double-strand break repair via nonhomologous end joining. Gene Ontology annotation, molecular function: DNA-directed DNA polymerase activity; DNA binding.
AUUUGAACGUUGUCCGUCUGUUUUGUUUUCGGUAACGCUGCGCAUGGUUCCAUCUGAGCGGGGGCAGCUGCUGCCUGCGUUGAACACAUGAGAUGGAGCCUCGUCAUGGGAUCAUGAAAGCUUUCCCCAAAGUUAAAAGGGUCAAAGUGCUACAGGGAAAGGACGAGCCCCCACUAAAGAAGAAACCUGAUCAGUCCGUUGUUGCAGGAAGUGUUUUUAAUGGUAUAACAGUGUACAUCCUUCCUGCUGGAAUUGGAAAUGCAAGAUGCCAGAUCUUCCAAAGACAAAUUCAGCAGAAUGGUGGGCAGACAGCGAGUUCACUGUGCCCUGGUGUCACUCAUGUUGCUGUGGAUGACAAUAUGGACAGUGACAGAGCUCUGCGCCUACUGAAACUAGAUUGUAUGCCCUCUGGAGUUCAUCUGGUAAAGUGCACAUGGUUGAGCAUGUGCAUCACUGAGAAGCAACUGCUGGAUUCAUCCAGCUACAGCCUUAUUUUACCCAAAAGGAACUAUGAAACACAACCUGACAAUAAUAGGGAAGAGCUGCUGAAUGUCAAGGCUGCUGCAGAAGCCUCUACUUCAGUAUCAGAAAAGUCCACAGACAUCGCAGUCCCAGACAAAAAAGGAGAAGGGCAUGGUGAAGAUGAUGGUGUCUCUCAGAGUGAUCUGCAAGCUCUCAUCACUGGCAGUCACCCUAAAGAGGAGACUCCAGGCCCCAGUUUUGAUACCAAUCCAGACUCUGAUACACAGAAUGCAGUUGUAGGGAGGUGGGUGUGUGCCCACUCGUCUCAGUCCAAAAGCCAUAACUUUAACAAACACAUAACAGACAAACUAGAGGUCUUGGCCAAGGCCUACACACACCAGGGGGACAGAUGGAGGGCUCUGAGCUACUCCAAGGCUGUCAAUUCACUGAAGAGUUACCACAAGCCUAUUACGUCAUAUCAGGAGGCUUGUCAGAUCCCAGGUAUUGGCAAACGCAUGGCUGAUAAAAUAGAUGAGAUUAUGGAAAGUGGCCACCUACGGAAACUAGAUCACAUUGGGGAGGAUGUGCCAGUGCUGGAGCUUUUUACCAACAUCUGGGGUGCUGGGUUUAAGACUGCACAGCUCUGGUACCAACAGGGAUUCCGCACUUUGGAGGACAUUCGCACAAAAGCCUGUCUGAGCAACACGCAGAAAAUAGGACUGAAGUACUAUGAAGACUUUCUAGACCGAAUGCCUAGAGAGGAAGCAGCAGCAAUAGAAAAAGUGGUGAAGGAUGCUGCUCAGGCCAUAGACCCAGGCCUGGUGGCAAUCACAUGUGGCUCCUACCGUCGAGGAAAGGCCACAUGUGGGGACGUGGAUGUACUUAUAACUCAUCCUGAUGGCCAGUCCCACAAGGGCAUUUUCAGCCAGUUGCUACAAAGACUCCAUGACAGUGGGUUCUUGACAGAUGACCUGGUAAGCCAGGAGGAUAAUGGAGAACAGAAGAAGUACAUGGGUGUGUGCUGCUUGCCAGGAUCCCACCAUCGACAUCGCCGAUUGGACAUAAUCGUAGUGCCCUAUAACGAGUUUGCCUGUGCCCUCAUGUAUUUUACUGGGUCAGCACAUUUUAACCGCUCAAUGAGAGCAAUGGCAAAGACAAAGAAGAUGAGCUUAUCAGAACAUUCACUGAACAAAGAUGUGGUACGUCAAGGUACCCUGAAGGUCUAUGGUGGCAUUCCACUACCUACACCGACAGAAAAGGAUGUUUUUAGCCUUUUAGGCAUACCGUUCAGACCGCCUCAUGAAAGGGACUGGUGAUUGCUAUUUACCAUGUUUUUGUAGUAGUUAUGAUGAUGAUGAUGAUGAUGAUGAUGAAUGGUUAAGGAUUUGCUCCAACAAUACAUUUUAAUCAUGUUUUGUUGCUCCGUAACUCAUGGUAUGAGCCCUGUUUGACUUUUAAACCUAAGUCUAGUUGUAUACUUGAAAGCAGAUUUUUAAUUGUCUGUCCAGAGUUUUUAAAUGUAUGAAAUGUACACUGCAAUUUUCUUAAGACUCAUUGAGUAUGUACAGCAUCAAAUCCAUGAAAAUUAUUUAAUCAAGGGUAAACUGUGAAAGUUUUCACUGUACUUUGUGUAUCUGCAUGGCCUUGGUAACACUACAGCUAAAACUGAAGUAUUUACUAUAGAAAAGCGGAUGCUGUGUAUAUUUUUAUAUGUAAGUUAUUGUAAUAAGUAAUAAAACACAAGUGUCAUAGCA